AUGAUAUAAGUUGGAAGUCUCAUUAGUGCAUCAAUCCCAGAAUAUGAAGAGAGAAAAUUUUAAAUAUUAGAAGCCCUAGGAAAUGGGAAUGAAGGCUUAGUUUAUUUAGUAAAAUCAAUCAAAUGGGGAUUCAGUAAUGAUUAGAAAAAAUUUGCUUUAAAAAUUUAAAAUAAUUUCAAACAAGAAGAAAUUCAAUUUAUUGAUAAACUUAUUGCUUAUUAGAAUCAAUAUGAGAAUUAUUAAAAUAAUUCUACUUAAAUAUAACCAUCCAAUAUUAUUAGAAUUUAUGAAAAAUUUUAAUGGAAUGGGAAAUAAAUUUUGGUAAUGGAAGUUGGGGAAUAAGAUUUAUAUAAUUAUAUUUCUAAAAAUAAAUUUCUAGAUUACAAAGAUAAAAUUAAAAUCGCUUUACAAGUAAGAAUUUCUCUAGAUUUAGAUUUCAUAUUCUAUAAAUUUUUUACAUUAAAAUCAAUAAGUUCAUAGGGAUAUUAAACCAGAGAACUUUAUUAAAGUGAAUGAUUAAUUUAAAUUAAUUGAUUUUGGAUUGACAAAAACAAAUAAAGGUGUAGAUAUGUCAGUACUUGUAGGAACACCUCUUUUUUAAGCUCCUGAAAUAUUAUUAGGAAGAAGUGACUAUACUUAAGCAGUAGAUAUAUGGUCUCUAGCUUGUGUAUUUUAUGAAUUAUUUUCAGGAACUCCAAUAGUAUAAGGUAUUUUUAUUAUUCUUUAAAAUUAGCUCAAAAUUAUUAAUAGUUAAAAGAAACAAUUAUUAAUUGUUAAGAAACAAAAUUUAUAGAAAAUAAAAUAGUUUCUUUGGUUGCUUGUGAUUAGAUUAAAUUCCUUUUAAGGUCCAUGUUUUAAUUUUAAUUUGAGUAGAGAAUUAAAAUAGCAUAGGUUAUUGAAAGACUAUAAUCCAUUUCUUAAUGCAAUAACAUUUUAAACAAUAUUCAAAAACCUAAUUUUAAAUAAAGUGUACCAAAUUCAAUUAAUAUUUAACAGAAUUAACAAAUUCCUGUUAAUGACAAUAUUUAGAAAUUAGACGAACGAAUUAAAUUAUUUCAUGAAAAUCAAUAAUAAGAAAAUAAAAUCAUUUAACAUUUAAUAAAUUCUUUCUUAUCCAAAACUGAAUUAGGUUUUUAAAAUUUAUAAAGUGUUAUUUCAACCAAUAAUGAAAAAUAAAUUUCUAUUUAUUAAGUUCAAAUUAAUGAAUCUAAUAGAAAAAUUGAUGCUCUUCAAAAUGAUUUCAAAAAUUAUAGUUAAAAAUAAUUCGAAAUCUAAAAUUAAUUAGAGGUUAAAGAAAAAGUAAUUUAAGAAAAGGAAAUAGAAAUAUCUUCUCUUAAACAAGAAAUAAUGUUGUAAAAAUCAGAAAUAAAAGAUUAAGAAACGAAAAUUAAAUAAUUAGAAGAAUAGCUCUAAAAUGAAAAGAAAAAAAAAUAAUUAGAAAAAGAAAAUACUAUAGAAAAUUCAACAGGAAAUACAAAUAUGGAAAGUUUAGAUUAAAAAAUAAUAUAUAAUAAAAAUGCAUAAAAUUUAGAUUUAAAUUACAAUGAAUCUGCUAAUCAGGAGGAUAAUGAAGAAUAAUCAGAAAUAGGUGAAAAACAAAAUAUUCCUUAAAAUUUUACAGUUUUUUAAAAAGCAAAUUUUGAUUAAUCCAAUGAAAAAUAAGUUAAUCACUAAAAUUAAAUUCAAUAAACUUGUAUUGAAAUCUUUGGCUUAUUGUAAAUUUUACGCAAAAAAUUAUUUGAUCUCAAAAAUGAUUAAACUUCAUAGGCUUCACCAUUUGCUAAUGAGUAAUUUGCAAACUAAUCGGAAAUAAAUUCAUUUUCGUAAGUACUUAAUGAAUCAAUGAUUCUUCCUAAUAUUUAAGAACAAGAGAAAGAAAUGAAAAAAUUUUAAGACUCAAAUGAAAAUAAUUGUGAGUAUUCAAAAACUUUUAUUUUGCAUGUUGAAAAAAUAUUAUUUUAAAUUUUGGAUGAGUAUCAAAAAGAUAAUCCACAAGCUUUAAAUAUUAUGGCAGAGAAAAGUUGUUAUAAAAAUUGA
Paramecium sonneborni is the source of this 2037-nucleotide messenger RNA. Lineage: Eukaryota; Ciliophora; Oligohymenophorea; Peniculida; Parameciidae. The record is from the annotation of a GenBank genome assembly.